GCGGAAACAGUGGGGAGAAGUUAUGUGUGUGUGUGUUUUCUGCCAUGAAGGAGUGGCUCAAAACUUGUGUUCCUCUGUGUUUGUGUAACGUUAGAUGCUUCAUGAUGAUGAUCGCUGCUGCAUUUGGUUCGUAAGCGCAAGACGCAGAGAAAAAGACACAAAUCACCGGUCUCAGUGAGAGGAGGUGACAACUAGGAGAAAAAAUGCCGGUACCUCCUCCGCCUCCCCCUCCCCCACCCCCCACCUUAUCUCAGGCAAACACAGAGAAGCCUGUCUUGAACAAAUCAGAGCAGCAGGGCAGGAAUGCUCUGCUGUCAGACAUCAGCAAAGGAGCAAGGCUAAAGAAGGCGGUUACUAAUGACCGUAGCGCCCCCAUACUUGACAAACCCAAAGGUGGUGCUGGAGGUGGAGGAGGAGGCGGGCCUGGAGGAGGAGGUGGAGGAGGAGGAGGGGGAGGGUUUGGAGGUGGAGGUGGAUCACCAGCUGGUCUGGGUGGGCUCUUCCAGGGUGGCAUGCCAAAGCUGCGCUCCACUCGAGAUGACUCUAGUAGUGUCAGACCUCCAGUUCUGCCACCUGGUGCUCGUAGCUCUGGUCCACGGCCCUUUGGAGGAGGAUCUGGCUCCGCCCCUCGUCCACCUCUGCAGCGCAGUGAAUCCGUUGACCCCCCUCGCCCACGAAUGACCCCACCACGUCCUGAAACACCUGGAGGACCUCCUCCACCUCUUCCAAGUGCCCCACGGCCCUUUCAGAGUGGGGCACAGAGCAGGGGACCACCCUCACUUCCAGGGACUCCUCGUCUUGGUUCUGCACCAACCCCUCCACCUCCAAACCCCCCUGGACGACAGCCUGCACCUCCACCGAUGCCAGCUGUAUUUGGUCGUCCUCCUUCCAUUCCUUCGCCCUCAGCUGGUCACGCUGGGCGGCCUCCUCCUCCCCCUGCACCUGGUCGAGGCGAUGACCGUCCUCCACCUGUUCCCCCCGCUAUCCGUACUUCUUUGCCACUCACAAGGGACAGCCCGCCCCCUCCACCUCCACCAUCAGUGAGCAGUAAACCAACCCCUCCUCCAGCUCCUGCUCCUGCCUCUCUGCGGCCACCUGUUAGUGCAGCACCUCCUCUGCCGCCCGGACGCCCAAGCCCAUCUACUCCUGAGGAGCAUACGCCACGCCUUCCUGAACGGAACCUGUCACUUGGCUCGCAUCCUCCUGCCCCUCCACCUGGGCGAUCUGGACCACUUCCUCCACCUCCCUCUGAGAGACCGCCCGCAUUGGGUCGGAAUGCAGGUGGAAGAACAGGUCCUCUUCCACCUCCACCUCCUUCUGGCCGUCCUGGAGGAGGAAGUGUGAGGUCAUCACCAGCCCCUCCUCCACCGAACAGACCAGGUGUGGAGCCUCAUCGUGGUGGCAAUAGACCACCUCUCCCACCAGACAGACCCUCUUCUGGACCUCUGCCCCCUCCUCCCCCAACUAUGGGCAAUGGAUACCACAAUCAGGGACAUCAUAUAGAUGAGUGGGAAUCACGAUUCACGUUUCGACCUGUAUCGGAUCUUCCACCACCAGAGCCCUACAUUCCCUGUCAGAAGACCUAUCCUAGCAAAAUGGCCAGGAACGAAAGCCGAGGUUCAGGAAAGAAAGAGCGAGGUGCACCUCCCCUGCCUCCCAUACCUAGGUGAAAGAAACUGCUGUCUCAGGCCCUAACAAUCCUUCCCCUACCCAAUUCUCUUAUUUUCCCUAGUUUUGUCUGUUCCUGAUCUUUUCUGCCAGAGUCAUUCAUUAAAAAAUGUAUAAAAGAACUAUAAAAAUAACAACAUAGUACAGACAACAUAGCUUUUAUAAUAUUUUGUUUUUGUCUGCUUUAGAGAUUAAUACAUGAUGGCUAUUAUGACUAUGUCGAGUGAUGAGCUCUACAGUGAUACUACAGCUAAAUUUGACUUUAUUUUUAAGUGUUUUCUGAGUAUGAUGUGUUAUUGCAGCAGUUCAUUGGCCUUCAGGAAAGUGUGAAUGUUUUGGCUUAUUGGCGGUCAUUGACACAUACAGACAAUUGUCCUUGUCUCAUACAGAAUAUAUUACUGCUUAAUCAGGGCCGCCAUUCCUUUAGAUAAUGGUGCAGCCAUUUAUAGAGCCACAUAGGGCAUCAGUGUUUGUUAGACAGUCCUUCAUGUAAUUCUAUUUUGAGAAGGAGUGCAACAGUUUCAUUAAAGCAUUUUGGUGGGUUUUAGCGCCCCCUACCUUCCUGUCUUCAUACAACACGGUAGUUAUACAGCAUUGUCAUUCAAGCCCUCAAAUGUAAAAUGUCAGGUAGCUAGAACAAUAUCAGACUGAAAAAGACACGUUGAACAUUAAAGGAGUAUGUGUUUGCUUUAGUACCUGUAUGUGUGUAUGUGCUGAUAAUGGCCAGAAUGAUAUACAGAAUGCUACAAUCUCUCCAGGAAGCAGAGUUUGUACAUACUCUGUGUUGCAGAUUGAUUUGUUCACAUAUGCAGUACCUGAUGUGAAAAUAACAAGGACUGAGUUUAUGGGAAAAUGUAGAAAGUUAAAUGAAAGAUGAUUUGCCAUAAAAUCCUACACAUGUGGGUUUCUGUGUAUUAUGAGAUUGUAUCUGUGUUGAUGUUAUCCAAAAAGCCAAAAAUAAGAAGUGUUACAUUUUAUGAUAUAUGUAUGUAUGCACUUGCUUGUUUUGUUGAUGAUUGCUCAGUAUUAUGUCGCUUAUGGAUAUUUCUCAGAUGUGUGCUGUUAUAUUUGCCUUAAGCACUUGACUAAAAGUAUAUUCAGUAAGUGUAUCAUACCUUGAAUUAGUUUUCUUCAUUUAUACUUUGAAAGAAUCAAGAAGCCAAGCAAUGGCUUGGUUUAUGCUGCCUUUUGUUUGUUUACAUAAAGAGAUUAAUUACAAAGGCCUUUUAAUAAUACAUUUAAAAAGCAAAAUUAAAGUGAUAUAUGUGAUGUAGCAUAACAUCUGAGGCAUCUUGAAUUGUAUUAGUGAGGAGAGAAAUGAUUGCACAGCCAAAAAGAAACAAUAUUUGCCACCAACAUUAAUAGUAAUACUGGAGGCCUCUGAUUUAUGUUCUGUUUGCACACGUCAAUGACAAUGUUUUGUGUGUCCCAAUUCUUAAUGUGGUACUUUAGAUGUUUUCUUUGUGCAUGUAAAUGCAAAUUUCAGUUUCAUACAACAUAUUAUGUUGUUUCAUUUGUGUAUUUACUUUAUAACAGUAUUUUGCUAUUCUGGUGUGCCAAAUAUGUUGUUUUCUAAAUAAAUAUGCAAGUGAAGCUGGA
Carassius gibelio (silver crucian carp) is the source of this 3267-nucleotide messenger RNA. Its product is annotated as WAS/WASL-interacting protein family member 1-like. The transcript has 8 exons. Gene Ontology annotation, molecular function: actin binding. The coding region runs from base 204 to 1670 and encodes 488 amino acids. The record is from RefSeq and is a predicted model, not a curated record. Lineage: Eukaryota; Metazoa; Chordata; Actinopteri; Cypriniformes; Cyprinidae.